Messenger RNA from Heterobasidion irregulare TC 32-1, 237 nucleotides. RefSeq lists its product as uncharacterized. The transcript has a single exon. NCBI's taxonomy places the organism in Eukaryota, Fungi, Basidiomycota, Agaricomycetes, Russulales, Bondarzewiaceae. Bases 1 to 237 code for a protein of 78 amino acids. The record is from RefSeq and is a predicted model, not a curated record.
AUGUGUCCCAUUGGAGCUACAGUGGUGUCAUCACGGCCGCUGCUAAGUGUAUAUGUACUAUCUGACCAGUAUCAUAGAAUAGCGCCAGUUUUACUGCGGUGGACGACGUGGAACCUAUUAAAGACGACGCGACCUCCUGUUCAAGAAGCAACAAGCCAACAUGAGACCGAACGAACUGGUUUUAAAGAAAUUAAUUCAAAAGUUGUGAAUGAAUGGAUAAAGGGUAGUAACUUUUAG